UGUAUCCGUAGGGUUCAUAUUCCAGAUUGCUCAGUUGUUAUGGGGUUUUGCAUGUAAUAAAUGUACCGUGUCUCCACCCUUACUUAUUCCUUUCCCUCCCCCCGUGUAUAUAUAGAUAUACGGUAUAUAUUUUUUAACUAACACGAACUGUAAAUGAAAAUGGCUGACGUCUCUGCUCUCCCCCAUCCUGUCUGGGGCUGACUGAGGAUGAUCUAGCACUCCUCCUCCUCCUCCUCUUCCUCCUCCUCCUCCAGGAGCCAUUGCUGCCCCGAUCUUGCCCUCCCCCUUCGUUUUCUCAGACCCCCAUCUUGUAUUUAUUUUUUCUUAACUCCUUCCUGCCCUUGUUAUGUGAGGUCGGGGUAAGGGGUACGGUGAGGGUAUCGGCAGAGCUUCUGCCAUUGACCCCACCAGACAUAUACCUAUCCUCCACUCUUUUUGUGCCCUCCAGCAUUUCCUCUUCUCGUCUCCCUCCCUCUCUCUCCUCCCCUUUCCCUCUUCUCUUCUGCUUUCUGCCAAACGCCAUUACUGAGGUGGAGGGGGUGGGUGGGGAAAGAAGAAGAAAAAAAAAAAAAAGCGAGACAUGUAGGCCCUGCCUGCAAUUACAGGCCUCGGACUCAAUUUGUUCAGCCUGCUGGUGCUGCUGUUUUAGGCCGUUUCCGUUUAUCUAACAGGAUUGGCUCACUGUCACCGUUCCUGUGAGCAGUCCCUGUACUCUUUUAAUAUAACCUUUCGUUUUAAAUUAGAGACGAAAGACGCUGGACAUGUAAUGCAAUGGUCUCUGCAAAACGUUCUGUGUUUGAGGUGGAGCUUCGUAAGACAGGCAUAUGCAGGCUCAUCUUCUUUCUUGAGGGGACUAUAAUUUCUACUCUUACGACAGCUACAUAAACAGACAAAAUUGCAAAGAUCUGCCCUGUGUCGAGUAUGACAGCCACGACCCGUGGCUCUCCCGUUGGAGGGAAUGAAAGCCAGGGCCAGGCUCCAGAUGGACAGUCUCAGCCACCCAUCCAACAGAAUCAGACCUCCUCUCCUGAUUCAUCCAAUGAAAAUUCCCCCAUUAGCCCUCCAGAUGAGCAGGGUCAGGUGGAUGCCACACCUCAGCUUGAAGAUGAGGAGCCGGCUUUUCCUCAUACUGACUUGGCCAAGUUGGAUGACAUGAUCAACAGGCCUCGCUGGGUGGUUCCAGUUUUGCCUAAAGGUGAAUUAGAAGUCCUUCUAGAAGCUGCUAUUGAUCUUAGUAAAAAAGGCCUUGAUGUGAAAAGUGAGGCAUGCCAACGAUUCUUUCGAGAUGGGCUAACAAUAUCUUUUACAAAAAUUCUCACUGAUGAGGCAGUGAGUGGCUGGAAGUUUGAGAUUCAUAGGUGUAUUAUUAACAACACUCAUCGCCUUGUGGAGCUAUGUGUGGCCAAGCUUUCCCAGGACUGGUUUCCCCUUCUUGAACUUCUUGCUAUGGCCUUAAAUCCUCAUUGUAAAUUUCAUAUCUACAAUGGUACACGUCCGUCAGAGACUGUUCCUGCUGGAGUCCAGUUGGCGGAAGAUGAGCUUUUUGCUCGACCACCUGAUCCACGUUCACCAAAGGGUUGGCUAGUAGACCUCAUAAAUAAAUUUGGCACAUUAAACGGGUUCCAGAUACUGCAUGAUCGCUUCAUGAAUGGCUCCGCACUGAAUGUCCAAAUCAUUGCAGCACUCAUAAAGCCAUUUGGACAAUGCUACGAUUUUUUAACUCUUCACACAGUCAAGAAAUACUUUCUUCCAAUUAUAGAAAUGGUUCCACAAUUUCUAGAAAAUUUAACAGACGAUGAGCUGAAAAAAGAAGCAAAGAACGAAGCCAAAAAUGAUGCCCUCUCCAUGAUUAUAAAAUCCCUUAAAAACCUAGCUUCUCGUGUUCCAGGGCAAGAAGAAACUGUCAAAAAUUUAGAAAUUUUUAGGCUUAAAAUGAUACUUAGGUUAUUACAAAUUUCUUCCUUCAAUGGAAAAAUGAAUGCACUUAAUGAAGUCAACAAAGUGAUAUCAAGUGUAUCAUAUUAUACACAUAGACAUGGAAAUCCAGAGGAGGAGGAGUGGCUCACUGCCGAACGAAUGGCAGAAUGGAUACAACAGAACAACAUUCUCUCAAUUGUUUUACGGGAUAGUCUGCAUCAGCCUCAAUAUGUAGAAAAACUAGAGAAGAUUCUUAGAUUCGUUAUCAAAGAAAAAGCCCUAACGUUGCAGGAUCUGGACAACAUUUGGGCAGCACAGGCAGGAAAACAUGAAGCCAUUGUGAAGAAUGUCCAUGACCUCCUGGCCAAACUAGCAUGGGAUUUUUCCCCUGAACAACUAGACCACUUGUUUGAUUGUUUCAAGGCAAGUUGGACAAACGCAAGUAAAAAACAGAGGGAAAAACUAUUGGAGUUGAUACGUCGGUUAGCAGAAGAUGACAAAGAUGGCGUGAUGGCUCACAAGGUUUUAAACCUUUUGUGGAACUUGGCACACAGUGAUGACGUUCCGGUUGAUAUCAUGGACCAGGCUUUGAGUGCGCACAUUAAAAUUCUGGAUUACAGCUGUUCACAGACCCAUAACGUUGGGAACAAAGAGCUCACUGUAACUUUUCCAUUGAAGGAUCGUGACACUCAGAAGAUUCAGUGGAUAGAUCGCUUUAUAGAAGAGCUGCGUACAAAUGAAAAAUGGGUCAUUCCUGCACUUAAACAAAUUCGAGAAAUAUGUAGUUUGUUUGGAGAAGCACCUCAAAAUUUAAGUCAAACCCAGCGCAGCCCUCAUGUCUUCUACCGCCAUGAUUUAAUUAACCAACUUCAACAUAAUCAUGCCCUUGUUACCUUGGUGGCCGAAAAUCUCUCAUCCUACAUGGAUAGCAUGAGGCAAUACUCCAAAGAACACGGAGAAUAUGAUCCACAGACUGUGAGACCAGGAAGUCGAUACAGCCAUGUUCAGGAAGUCCAGGAACGGCUAAACUUUCUGAGGUUUUUAUUAAAAGAUGGCCAGCUUUGGCUUUGUGCCCCGCAGGCAAAGCAAAUAUGGAAGUGUUUGGCUGAAAACGCAGUCUACCUUUGUGACCGUGAGGCCUGUUUCAAGUGGUACUCCAAACUCAUGGGAGACGAACCGGACUUGGACCCAGACAUUAACAAAGACUUUUUCGAAAACAAUGUUUUGCAGCUAGAUCCGUCCCUCUUAACAGAGAAUGGCAUGAAAUGUUUUGAACGAUUUUUUAAAGCUGUGAACUGUCGAGAAGGAAAGCUCGUAGCAAAACGACGUGCUUACAUGAUGGAUGAUCUAGAGCUCAUUGGACUUGAUUACCUCUGGAGGGUUGUGAUUCAAGGCAGUGAUGACAUUGCAACUCGAGCAAUAGACCUUCUGAAGGAAAUAUACACCAAUCUUGGGCCAAGGUUGCAAGUCAACCAGGUGGAGAUUCAUGAGGACUUCAUUCAGUCUUGCUUUGAUCGUUUGAAGGCUUCAUAUGACACAUUGUGUGUACUGGAUGGAGACAAAGACAGUAUUAAUUGUGCAAGACAAGAAGCAAUCCGAAUGGUCCGGGUCCUGACUGUCCUGAAGGAAUACAUCAAUGAAUGUGACAGUGACUACCACGAGGAGCGGACAAUUCUUCCAAUGUCAAGGGCUUUCCGUGGCAAACACUUAACACUGGUGGUCCGAUUUCCAAAUCAAGGCCGGCAAGUAGAGGAUCUGGAUAUAUGGUCUCACACAAAUGACACAAUAGGUUCUGUUCGUCGUUGCAUUCUUAAUCGGAUUAAAGCCAAUAGUGCACAUACAAAAGUAGAGCUGUUUAUUGGUGGAGAACUGGUAGAUCCCUCUGAAGACAGAAAAUUGAUUGGCCAAUUAAAUCUAAAAGAUAAAACUCUUAUUACAGCUAAGCUUACACAGAUAAGUUCAAAUAUGCCUUCAAGCCCUGAUAGCUCUUCUGACUCCUCUACUGGCUCUCCUGGAAAUCAUGGGAAUCACUAUAGCGACGGCCCCAACCCAGAGGUGGAAAGUUGCCUGCCUGGAGUGAUAAUGUCCUUGCAUCACAGAUAUAUAUCUUUUCUCUGGCAAGUUGCAGACUUGGGCAGUAGCUUAAGUAUGCCACCACUUCGAGAUGGUGCACGAGUGCUGAUGAAGCUGAUGCCUCCAGACAACACCAUUGUCGAAAAACUAAGAGCAAUAUGUUUAGAUCAUGCAAAACUUGGUGAAACCAGUCUCAGUUCAUCGUUGGACUCCCUUUUCUUUGGUCCUUCUGCUUCUCAAGUUCUCUAUUUAACAGAGGUAGUGUAUGCUUUGUUAAUGCCUGCCAACGCACCACUUGGUGAGGAUGCAAGUGGUUUCCAGUACAACUUUUUGAAAAGUGGUGGAUUGCCACUCGUUUUGAGCAUGUUGACUCGGAACAACUUCUUGCCAAAUGCUGACAUGGAAACAAGGAGGAGCGCUUACCUUAAUGCUCUGAAGGUCGCCAAACUGCUGCUUACAGCGAUUGGCUACGGCCAUGUCCGUGCUGUUGCUGAAGCUUGCCAGCCUGUCGUUGAAGGCACAAAUCCUGUCUCUCCAGCUAUCCACGAUCAAGCCGUGGUGCUGCAGAAUGCCCUACAGAACAUUCCAAACCCAACAUCCGAAUGUAUGCUGAGAAAUGUAGCAAUACGCCUUGCGCAGCAAAUAUCUGAUGAGGCAUCCAAGUACAUCCCUGAUAUAUGUGUCAUUAGAGCAAUACAAAAGAUAAUCUGGGCCUCUGGCUGUGGAUCUGUUCAGUUGGUGUUCUCUGCCAAUGAGGAAAUAAGUAAAAUCUAUGAAAAGACCAAUGCUGGAAACGAGCCUGACCCAGAAGAUGAACAGGUGUGCUGUGAAGCUCUGGAAGCAAUGACUCUCUGUUUUGCUUUAAUCCCAACUGCGCUGGAAACCCUCAGUAAAGAGAAAGCCUGGCAGACUUUCAUCAUUGACUUGCUGUUACACUGUCAGAGCAAGCUUGUACGACAAAUGGCACAAGAACAAUUUUUCCUCAUGGCUACAAGAUGCUGCAUGGGACACAGGCCAUUGAUCUUCUUCAUUACUCUGCUGUUUACAGUACUUGGGAGCACUGCCAGAGAACGGGCAAAACAUGCAGGAGAUUAUUUCACCUUGUUGAGACACCUACUGAAUUAUGCCUACAACAGCAAUAUUAACAUCCCCAAUGCUGAGGUUCUGCUUAACAAUGAGAUCGACUGGCUGAAGAGGAUAAGAGAUGAUGUGAAGAGAACAGGGGAAACCGGUAUCGAGGAGACCAUUCUAGAAGGCCACCUUGGAGUGACAAAAGAAUUGCUGGCAUUCCAAACGCCGGAAAAGAAGUACCACAUCGGCUGCGAGAAAGGAGGGGCUAACCUUAUUAAGGAACUGAUUGACGACUUUAUAUUUCCUGCUUCCAAUGUGUAUUUGCAAUACAUGAAAUCUGGAGAACUGCCAGCAGAGCAAGCUAUUCCAGUCUGUAGCUCACCAGCUACAAUAAAUGCCGGAUUUGAGUUGCUGGUGGCAUUAGCAGUGGGAUGUGUCCGGAAUCUGAAACAGAUCGUUGACACGUUAAAUGACAUGUACUACACAGGUUGUGAAGCACUAACAGAAUGGGAAUACCUUCCUCCGGUGGGACCAAGACCUCCCAAAGGGUUUGUUGGGCUGAAAAAUGCCGGGGCUACAUGCUACAUGAAUUCUGUGAUACAGCAGCUGUACAUGAUCCCUGCCAUCCGAAAUGGGAUUCUUGCUAUUGAAGGCACUGGUAGUGAUGUUGAUGAUGACAUGUCUGGAGACGAAAAGCAGGACAAUGAGAGUAAUGUUGAUCCUCGGGAUGACGUAUUUGGUUAUCCUCACCAAUAUGAUGACAAGCCAUCGCUGAGUAAAACCGAAGACCGGAAAGAGUACAACAUUGGUGUACUGAGACAUCUGCAGGUCAUCUUUGGCCACUUGGCUGCAUCAAGAUUGCAGUACUAUGUUCCAAGAGGGUUUUGGAAACAGUUUAGGCUUUGGGGAGAGCCUGUUAAUCUUCGUGAGCAACAUGACGCUUUAGAAUUUUUCAAUUCACUGGUUGACAGUUUAGAUGAAGCUUUAAAAGCCCUAGGUCACCCAACCAUGCUAAGUAAAGUUUUAGGAGGAUCCUUCGCCGAUCAAAAAAUUUGCCAAGGAUGCCCACAUCGGUACGAAUGUGAGGAGUCUUUUACAACCCUGAAUGUAGAUAUUAGGAACCACCAAAAUCUGCUCGACUCAAUGGAGCAGUAUGUCAAAGGAGACUUGCUGGAGGGCGCAAAUGCGUAUCAUUGUGAGAAGUGCAACAAAAAGGUUGAUACAGUGAAGCGUUUACUCAUUAAAAAGCUGCCUCCUGUUUUGGCAAUCCAGCUGAAGCGUUUUGAUUAUGACUGGGAAAGGGAAUGUGCAAUCAAAUUUAAUGAUUAUUUUGAGUUUCCCCGGGAGCUUGACAUGGAGCCCUACACAGUUGCAGGUGUUGCCAAGUUGGAAGGAGAUGAUGUAAACCCUGAAAAUCAGGUCAUCCCCAAUGAACAGACGGAAAACGAGCCUGCUGGAAGCACCAAGUACCGACUGGUGGGAGUGUUGGUACACAGUGGGCAGGCUAGUGGAGGCCAUUACUAUUCAUACAUUAUCCAAAGGAACGGUGGAGAUGGCGAGAAGAACCGUUGGUAUAAGUUUGAUGAUGGGGAUGUUACUGAAUGCAAAAUGGAUGAUGAUGAGGAAAUGAAGAACCAGUGCUUCGGAGGAGAGUAUAUGGGAGAAGUAUUUGACCACAUGAUGAAGCGAAUGUCUUAUCGGCGACAGAAGAGAUGGUGGAACGCCUACAUUCUUUUUUAUGAGCGUAUGGACACAUUAGACAAGGACAAUGAACUGAUUAAAUAUAUUACAGAACUAGCAAUCACCUCUAAACCCCAUCAGAUCAAGAUGCCAUCAGCCAUUGAGCGAAGUGUUCGCAAGCAAAACGUGCAGUUUAUGCACAACAGAAUGCAAUUCAGCUUAGAAUAUUUCCAAUUUAUUAAGAAGUUACUAACCUGUAACAGUGUCUACCUAAAUCCUCCCCCAGGACAAGACCAUCUUAUGCCUGAGGCUGAAGAAAUAACAAUGAUCAGUAUACAGCUUGCUGCUAAAUUCUUGUUUACCGCAGGAUUUCACACAAAGAAAGUUGUCCGUGGGCCAGCCAGUGAUUGGUAUGAUGCAUUGUGUAUUCUCCUCCGCCACAGUAAGAAUGUACGCUACUGGUUUGCACAUGGCGUUCUUUUUGCUUAUCCAAAUCGCUUCUCUGAAUACCUGUUGGAAUGCCCAAGCGCUGAAGUUAGAGGCGCGUUUGCAAAACUUAUCGUAUUUAUUGCACAUUUUUCUUUGCAAGAUGGACCCUGUACCUUACCCUUUGCUUCACCUGGACCUUCAAGUCAGGCAUAUGAUAAUUUGAGCCUGAGUGACCAGUUACUAAGAGCAGUCCUGAACCUUCUGCGGAGAGAAGUGUCCGAGCAUGGUCGGCACUUACAGCAGUACUUCAAUCUGUUUGUGAUGUACGCCAACCUUGGGAUGCAAGAAAAGACUCAGCUCUUGAAACUCAACGUGCCUGCAACAUUUAUGUUGGUAGCAAUGGAUGAAGGUCCUGGUCCUCCGAUCAAAUACCAGUAUGCUGAACUGGGCAAGCUGUACACUGUAGUCUCACAGCUAAUCCGUUGUUGCGAUGUAUCAUCGCGUAUGCAGUCUUCUAUUAAUGGUAACCCACCACUUACAAACCCCUAUGGUGAUCCUAAUUUAUCACAGCCCAUAAUGCCUCUUCAGCAGAAUGUGGCAGAUUUGUUGUUUGUAAAAACUAGUUAUGUGAAGAAAAUAAUUGAGGACUGCAGCAAUUCAGAAGAGACUAUCAAACUUCUUCGGUUUUGUUGCUGGGAAAAUCCACAGUUCUCAUCUACAGUUCUCAGUGAACUCCUGUGGCAGGUUGCAUACUCGUACACUUAUGAGCUUAGACCCUACUUGGACCUCUUGCUGCAGAUUUUGUUGAUUGAGGACUCGUGGCAAACUCAUAGGAUCCACAAUGCACUUAAAGGAAUACCAGAUGAUAGAGAUGGUUUAUUUGAUACCAUCCAGCGUUCCAAGAACCACUAUCAGAAAAGAGCCUACCAAUGUAUAAAAUGCAUGGUGGCUUUGUUUAGCAACUGUUCUGUUGCAUACCAGAUUUUGCAGAGCAACGGAGACUUGAAAAGGAAAUGGACCUGGGCUGUGGAGUGGCUAGGUGACGAACUGGAGCGUAGGCCUUAUACUGGCAAUCCACAGUACACCUACAACAAUUGGUCGCCACCAGUACAAAGUAACGAAACCUCAAACGGCUACUUUUUAGAGCGGUCACACAGUGCCCGGAUGACUCUUGCAAAGGCUUGUGAGCUUUGCCCAGAGGAGGAGCCAGAUGACCAAGAUGCCCCUGAGGAACAUGAAUCCUCCCCACCUGAAGAUGCCCCAUUGUAUCCCCAUUCACCUGGUUCCCAGUAUCAACAGAAUAACCAUUUGCAUGGACAACCGUACACGGGCCCAGCAGCACAUCACAUGAACAACCCUCAACGGACAGGCCAACGAGCACAAGAAGAUUUUGAAGGCAGUGAAGAAGUCCCCCUGAUUCAAACAAAAGAGUAGUGAAAUACACAUAAUCAUUUUACUUAACCCCUCCGAGACUGUGCACCCAGGCCUUACAGUCCAACCUUUCUUUGUGUCUGGCUAAUAUUUAAAAAUAGAAAAGAGAAAAAAAAAAUACAAAAAACUAUUCCUAAUCAACUUGGAGUGAAAAUCCUAUUCACUGUCUUAUCUGCAGAAAGUUGCUGUCAAUAUAUAACCCGCCUGCAGUGGAAAGUGUAUAGUGUUUUGUAAUAAACGGCCUGAUGCUAAUGUGUAAAUGGCAAAGGUGUACAUAGUAUAUUAAUGUUUGACUGUUAAUUCUAAAGCAAGAUUUUUUUUUCUUUUUUUUUUUUUCUUUUUUUAAUUUGGGGUUUAUUGAAAUUCACAGAUUUACAAAAAAUGAAAAACAAACAAAAUCUCAAAAAAGAAAAUCACCAAACCUUUGGUGUUCUUGAAUUGUCUACAAGAUUUUUCUUUUUUCUGCCACAUGGGUCGUCGGAUAUUGACAACACAAAAGAAGCUACACUUGCCCUCGCCAGCCAUAAGUGGUUCAUUGUUCUUUGCCACAUUACCACUUUUAAAUGGAGCAUUUUGAUGCCUGGUAACCUUUUUAAUUAUUUGAAUGAUGUGGACAAGUGGUGGUGUAACAUCUCGUUCUAGAUUUUCUUUUUGAUUGCCUUCUUUCUUUUUUUGGGAGGGGGGUCUUAUUUUUGUAACGUUAGCAUGGCUUCCCACCAGAUCAGUGUAGCCAGGUUUAGGGGUUUGGAAGAAGGGUUGUUGAGGGUGGUGAUGCCAUGAUUGGAAAACAGUUGCACUGUUCAGGUUUUUUUUGGGGGGGGGUUCCCUUUAUGGGUAGGAGGGGAAUGUUUUUGUUUUUCUUUUCUUUUUUUUCUUCAUUCUAGAUUACAGUUGAAAUGGAAAGAGAAGAGACGUUGAAUGGAACGGAGUUGCACAUAUUCCCAUUCGUAAUAUUUGAGAAUUGCCUGUGGGUGGGAUACAGAAUACUUAGGCUUCAAUAAUAAAUAUAAGAAGUGGGGGAAAGUAUAAUUAAAUAAAAACACAGAUAUGCAAAUAUUAACUAUGCGGGAAUCUCUAAAGCAUAGUCAAAUGGUAUUUUGUGUGCUUGUUUGUUCCUUUGGUAAAGCUUAUUCUACAGAUAUGUCAUACACUUUUCCUUCUAUAACACCUCAAAGUAGAAGGCCUACAACUUUACAUUAUACCUGUGAAUACCAUUACCCGGGUAAAAAUUUGGUGGUAUUUGCUUUGUAAAACAGUUCUACUUGAAAUUAGAAUUGGCCUGUAGCCCAUACUCCAUACUCUAUGGUGAAUAUUUAAUAUUAGAAGUAGGGUCUGAAUAGACGAUAAAACUACUGGUUAGCCGACUGCAGUUUUUCUUCAGUUCCUGGAGUCCAUGACAAAAUGUUUUAUUAAUUUCAAGGAAAGCAUCAGUAAAUACUGUAUUUAAAGGAAAAUUGGUAACUUGAAUGUGUGUAUUUUUUUUUUUUUUUGAAACUUGUCUCAAGAAAAACCAAAUACCCCUGCAAAACAGAUACAGCCCACCCUAUAAUAUUUAAAUAUUUUGCUGUUUUAUUUUAUAGAAAUUAUUUUGCUGAAUUCACAAAUAGAAUUUGAUUUAAGAAGAAAUAAA
Messenger RNA from Spea bombifrons (plains spadefoot toad), 10231 nucleotides. RefSeq names its product ubiquitin specific peptidase 9 X-linked (gene USP9X). Gene Ontology annotation, biological process: cell migration; protein deubiquitination. Gene Ontology annotation, molecular function: cysteine-type deubiquitinase activity; cysteine-type endopeptidase activity. The coding region runs from base 922 to 8604 and encodes 2560 amino acids. Lineage: Eukaryota; Metazoa; Chordata; Amphibia; Anura; Pelobatidae. Gene Ontology annotation, cellular component: cytosol; nucleus. The record is from RefSeq and is a predicted model, not a curated record. The transcript is spliced from 45 exons.